Molecule: messenger RNA, 5449 nt
Organism: Callithrix jacchus (white-tufted-ear marmoset)
Lineage: Eukaryota; Metazoa; Chordata; Mammalia; Primates; Cebidae
Gene: RNF225
Product: ring finger protein 225
Biological process (GO): protein ubiquitination
Molecular function (GO): ubiquitin protein ligase activity
Source: RefSeq, a predicted model, not a curated record
UAGCAGGUGGGGCACUAGUGGUAGGCCAGGCUGCCUGGAGUGUCCCAGCAGGUACUAGAAAUGAGACAUGGGGUUGUCCAUAACUUCUGGCACAUGAAUUAUCGCUGUGGGGUGGGUGGCCUGCGUGGCUGUGAGUUCUGGGUAGUUACAAGGCCAUCCUGAGAGGCUUGUUGAAAUAGCCCUGGGGAGAGAAGGAAAGUUCAGGUGUUUGGGCCACACUAUUGCAGACCUGGUUUCACCCGCUUGGAGUGUGGGUUGCCCUCCUGGUUACCUCCCCAGCCAUACUGGUUGUGGCUGCAGCCUGAGCCUGUACGCCCAGUUCCCUUCCACCAGUUUGCAUGCAGUAUGAUCAGGCCGGUGGCACAGGUUGGGACCCACCCAGGGCCACAGGCUGGUGACUCCAAUAGAAGAUUCAUCAGGUUCUGAUGGGUGUGGUGGGCCCAAGCCCGCCCACCCUGUGCCGUCACCUUUCCACCGCCCCCAUCUCACCAAGGCAGGCUUGGUGUUCAUCCUGGUGGGGCUGGUCCAGGGGGCGGGGCAGGCAGUCAAACGGGUCCAGCGGGUAUCGGACCUAGAGGGGUGGCCCCAGAUGAGCACCCUCCUCCUGGGAGGGUACUUCUGAACCCAGCUGCAGGUAGGCCAGAGACGGGUCAGAACAGGCAGGGACACGCCACGGGCCAGAGGGAGGAGGCAUCCACAGGUCCGUCCGGAUGCCCUGCCCUCGGCCGCCCUGGCUCCGCCGUUCCCGGGCCCUUCAGGGCUCGGGUCCCAGCUCCCCAGGCUCGCUCUCUGCACCCCGCUCCCCGAGCAGAGGGGAGGACCAGGACCAGGACGAGGAAGAGGAGGGAGACUGCAGCCCAGGCUCCGACCCCGUCCUGCUCCCCGCCUCCCCUGUGGAGUGCCUCAUCUGCGUGUCGCCCUUCGACGGCGUGUUCAAGCUGCCCAAGCGCCUGGACUGUGGCCACGUCUUCUGUCUCGAGUGCCUGGCGCGCCUAUCGUUGGCCACGGCGGGCGGCGGCGACGCGGUGGCCUGCCCGGUGUGCCGCGCGCCCACGCGCCUGGCCCCCCGCCGCGGACUGCCCGCGUUGCCCACGCAGUCCGCUCUCCUGCCCCGCGACGCGCGCGCGCCACCCUCGCGCCAGGGCUCCGUGCGCUUCGACAGGCGCCGAGGCCUCCUCUACCUGCGGCCGCCGCCGCCCCCGCCCGGGCCACGUAAGUCCCGCGCCCCGCGCGCCCAGCCGCCCCCGCCACCUCUGCGCCUGGGCCGCCCGCUGUCGCGCCGCCUGACGCUGGACAGCCCGGCCUGGGUCUUCAACGCGGCCGUGGCGGUGGCCGUGCUGGUGACCGCGGGCCUGGUGGUCUCGGGCGUCUACAUCUUCUUCCUCAUUCCACACGCCACCUCCUCUGGCCCCGCGCGGCCCCAGCUCGUGGCGCUCGCCCCGGCGCCCGGCUUCUCUUGGUUCCCGCCGAGGCCCACUCCGGGGGCGCCCUGGACCCCCGCCUGGACGCCGCGCCCCACAGGCCCUGACCUGGAUGCGGCCCUGCCAGGAACUGCAGAAGGUGUGCUGGAGCCCAAGGGGGGUCCCGAGGACCUGGCAGAGGCGGAGGAGGGACCCGAGGCCCCGGCGGAGACGAAGGGGAUGCUGGACAAGCAGCCGGACAGCCCGUGGGACACAGAGGCUGGACCCGGUUGGGCCCCGUGGGUACGGGGCGCAAGGAGGCUGUGGCGCCCACAGUAAGUGCGCCCGCGCUGCAGUCCUACCGCUAGGCCUGGCACCUCCGUGUCAUCUGAGGGCCUUAGCAGGGUGCACGGCACUUACCUGUUUCUCCAGAUUGGGGCCUGGAGCAAGCAUCCUUGGCAUUGUCACCAUGAGGCAGGUCCCUCUCAAGGAGCAGCCACCGCAGUCGUCCCACAGGGAUCCGCUGGUAACACCCCGACCCCCAUUCUUGUGGCUGUCCAGUGCUGGGAUUACAGGAGAAGGGUGCCCUAACCAUGACUUCUGUAAGGGUCCUGCUGGGGCCUGGUCUAGAACCCAGACUCCUUGGGGGUGCAGUUGGAAGCAUCCCUAAUCCUCAUCCCUUGUGAGAGUCCAGCUGCGAACACCCCCCGACCAACAUCCAUGCAGGUGCCCAGCCAGAGGCAGCCCCACAGUGAUCCUUGAACGGGUCCUGCUGGGAGUGUCCCCAGUCACCCUCACCCCAGAGCCCUGGGGAAGCAUCCUUAUCAGCACCAGAGGCCGAAGGCCCUGACCCAUUCAUCUUUUGAACUGGCUACAGGUGGCAGGGGCCCGCCCAUCUUUGGAGGGCAGAGCUGCUGCUGCUAUUAUUCCCUGGUCACGUGUCUCUUCAACUGGCCCAUUGCAGGGGCCCUCCCACCACUCCACUGUCUGUGGAGUUUCUUUUCUACUGCCUGCAAUCUGGGCCUGAGUGGGCUCCAGCUGUCUACCCGCUGAUCCCGGGCCUAUGGUUGCAUCCUGCACACCUCGUUGGGGCUGGGGAGGAACCUGAGUCUUAGAGACUUGCUCUCACCCCAAUCCUAAAUCCCCAGCUGCUCUGGGAGCCUCAACUUCCCCCUGGGUUGUGGCUUCUAGGAUCGUCUCAAUAUGCUGUGCUCAUCAUGACUCAGGCCAAGGUCACCCCAGGGGUCACAUAGCAGCAGACAAUGGUGGGAGUGGGAGUCCUGGAACUCCUUGGUUAGCCAUAGGGAUCCUAGUCCCUUUCCCUGGCCACCAGAGUCCCCAUCAGCCCUGAUUAAUAUCUUGGUGCCAGUUUCUGCACUUCUUCCUCCAGGGCUCCAUCUGUCACUCAGCUUCCUUUCUUGUGCCUCAAGGUGAAGCCUGAGCCUUCCUGAUAGCAGCCUCCAGGGAAGGUGUCUCGUGGGCUCCUGUCUUCUUCCUUUCAGAAGUCUUCCUGGGUUCGUUAUUGGGGGUUGAUGGCAGCUAUCCUCUGUGCAGAUUCAACAUGGGGCUUCUGUCUCCUCCCAGGCCCUGCACCCCCCGAUCCUGCCUCACUUUAUUCUGGGGAGGAGUGCUGUAUUUUGGGAAUGGGCACCCAGCAUGUUCCAAAGGGAAACAUGACUUCUCUGUGGCUGGAGGCUCCUGUUUGAUUUAUGUGUGUCCUCGGCACCAGCAUACAGUAGGUGCCAAAUAGGGGAGUGACAGAAUUGCAGGUGACCCAGGCAGCCUGGGAAUAAACGCUGGGUGCAGGACUGUUUAGAGCUAGCUCUGGUGUGAGCUCCCGGUGGGAUCCAGAGGAGGAAUACUAGGGAGUCCAUGGGCAUGUCUUCUCAGACCAGUUCUUGCCCACACUCACAUGCCAAUGUCACCUGCAGGGGCUGGGACCAGUGCACUGGGUCACUGGGCAGCCACAGCUCAGCCUCAUAGGGAAGGAACCUCAUCAGAGAGCAUCCGAGUUGGUGGUCUAUUCAUUUCAUCUGGCUGCUGUGACAAAAUACCCCCAACCCAAUUCUUUAGAACACGCGUUUAUUUUAAUUAAUUUAUUUUAAAUAAUAAUAGUCUCACUCUGUCACCCGAGCUGGAGUGCGGUGGUGCAAUCUUGGCUCUCUGCAAUCUCCGCCUCCUGGGUUCAAACAAUUCUCCUGUCUCAGCCUCCUGAGUAGCUGGGAUUAUUGGGCACCGGCCACUAUGCCCAGCUAGUUUUUGUAUUUUUAGUAACGACAGGGUUUCACCAUGUUGGUCAGGCUGGUAUUGAACUCCUGACCUUGUGAUUCACCCACCUUGGCUUCCCAAAGUGCUGGGAUUAUAAGUGUGAGCCACCGUGCCCGGCCUUAUUUUAUUUAUUUAUUUCGUUUGAGACAGAGUCUUGCUCUGUGGCCCAGGCUGGAGUGCAGUGGCGUGACCCCGGCUCAUUGCAACCUCUACCUCCUGGGUUCAAACGAUUCUCCUGCCUCAGUCUCCCAAGAAGGGAUUACAGGCCUAAACCACCACGCCCAGCUUUUUGUAUUUUUUUUUCUUUUUUCCUUUUUUUCUCUAGUAUGCAAAUAUCUUAAGCUUUUUGUAUUUUUUGUUGUUGUUGUUAAUCAAUGAGAGCUUGUUAUGUUGCUCAGGUUGGCCUUGAACUCAUAACCUCGCCUCCUCAAGCGCCAGGACAACUGGCCAGAGCCACCGCGGCUCCCAAGCUUUUUGUAUUUUUAAUAGAGACAGGGUUUCGCCAUGUUGGCCAGGCUGGUCUUGAACUCCUGGUCUCAAGUGAUCUACCCACCUCAGCCUCCCAGAGUGCUGGGAUUACAGGCUUGGGCCACCGUGCCUGGCUAAACACACACUUACUACCUUACAGUUCUGCAGUUCAGAAGUCCACGAUCAGUUUCACCGGGCUAGAGCUGAGGUGCCCAGAGGGCUAGUUCUUUCUGCAGGCUCUAAGAGAGAAUCCAUUUCAUUAGUUUUUUUCCAGCUUCUAGGGCUCCAUUCCUUGAUUCCUGGCUCCUUCAAAGACAGCAGUGCAGCAUCUUCAAAUCUCUCUGACCCUCCUGCCUCACUCUUUCACUUCUAAGGACACUACGUGUAUGUUGCACACACCCAGAUAAACCAAGAUAGUCUCCCAUCUCAUGAUCAUUAAUUUAAUCACACAUGCACAGUGCACUUUGUGGUGUCAGGUAAAAGACUCACAAGUUCCAAGGAUUCAGACCUGGAUAUCUUUGGAGGCCAUUAUUCUGCCUGCCAUAGCAUCUGAGAUCCUCUUCAUUGCCUCCCUGUCCCACCCCAACCUAGGGGAGUGGGGGUGUACAAUAAUAGAUCUGACCCAGGUGGGCCAAGGAGAGGGGUUAGAAAGGGGCCCUUGCGUGGUGGUGAGCAGAAGAGAGAGGAUGCUCUGUGUCUGAGGGUGGUCCAGGAGGGCUUUCUGGAGGAGGAAGCUGUAUCCUAAGGGAUGCUGAAGAGCUGGUAUUGAAGCCAGUGGCAUAGCCUAUUGCAAAGACGGGUACCUGGGGAGGCCAGGGGUGGGGCUGAGGGUAGUGGGUGGGGCUGACCCCAUUCUCUCUUAACCAGCUCCCUCCUAGGGGCGUUUCUGGCUUCUGCAUUCUACCAGCUUGGAGCCAGGAGCCUCAUUCUCUCUUGCAGUAAAAUGAGUCUGAUAACUGAGCCUAGGGGUUGCUGAGCAUCUGGUCUGCUCAUUACUACCUUGGUUCCAGGUGUCUGCCUGUCUACCCCUGCCUUUAAACAAAGGAGCUGCCUGAAACCACCGAGGGGGAGGCCUCCCACCUUUGUCCGGCCUCAGCUCUCCUCUUUCUCUUCCUCAGAGCUGAUGUUGCGCCCUCCUAGACUCCCUCUGCCCACCCCAUCACUGCUGUAAACCCUGCCCCUUGGCACCUUGACCCCAGACUUGCUUCUCCUGGGAGGUCUGGGUAUUUGUGAAGCGCGGUGCCAGGGAUCAGCAUGGGACAGCCUUUUAUUCUCUUUUCUGCGUAUCGACGACAAUAAAUCUUUUUCCUUCA